UGAGAAACAAACUUAUUUUUCCAGCUCAAUGAUCUUGCCGCGGCUUCGCGUUCAAUAUCGACAUUAGAGGAAAUGAUUGACAAAGACAUUGAGGCAGGCUGUGUAAAGAAAUAUGGUAGCCAUACAAGAAACCUUUUGAAGGUAAAGCAGGGUCUUGAAAUGAUCAAGGUUCUUUGCGAAGAGUUAUUGGCUACUGAAGGUGAUGACUCUCUAAAGGAUGCAGCGAUUAAGGCUUACAAUCAAGUGCUUUUCCCUCACCAUCAGUAUAAUAUUCAGAAAGCUUGUGCUACUGGGCUGAACUCUCUCCCCUCGAAGUCUUUGGUGCUACUCCUGCUCGGUGAAGCUGAGGAAACGAUUAAUGUACAUCUGCAAAGCUAUGUUACUGCAUCGACACCAGUAAUUGCAUAUCUCGACAAACUCUUCCUCUCCAAGAACCUUGGUAUCGAUUGGUGAAGACUCUGAAAACUCGCAUGGGCCCUGGUUAUUUUGCAAGUAUUAUCACUCUUAAAAGUUUCUCUCUUUUAUCAAUCUAUGCAUGUAAUGACAUUACGGCCUCCAAAAGCUGGAUCAUUUCAUGAACCGCUUUGGUUAUGUCCGAGAAAAACUCAAAUAAAUCAUCUUUAAAGCGUGA
This is a messenger RNA of Brassica oleracea var. oleracea, 631 nucleotides long. RefSeq names its product accelerated cell death 11-like. Gene Ontology annotation, biological process: ceramide transport; intermembrane lipid transfer. Gene Ontology annotation, molecular function: ceramide 1-phosphate transfer activity; ceramide 1-phosphate binding. Bases 73 to 453 code for a protein of 126 amino acids. Gene Ontology annotation, cellular component: cytosol; cytoplasm; membrane. The record is from RefSeq and is a predicted model, not a curated record. NCBI's taxonomy places the organism in Eukaryota, Viridiplantae, Streptophyta, Magnoliopsida, Brassicales, Brassicaceae. The transcript is spliced from 3 exons.